AUGACGACAGUUGCACACGGCCACCGAGUUUAUACGCUAUCUAUGUUUCCGGGCUCGAUGGACUAUGUCACAAUUGGUAUAUAUUGCAGGCUUAUUGUAUGCGGUAGGCUCGACAGUCGAAAAAGCUUCAGUGAAACAGAGAAUCUCCAAAGGGUAUGGCUCGAACGCCCGAGCCCAGAUUCAGAAUUUCGCGAGUUCCAAUGGCGGCGGAGGGCCUUGACCACUGGGCCACAGAUAGCUGUAAAAUCGGUGCGACGGGCGUACCCCGCAGGGCCAUAUUGCAGGUCUGUGUCACGUGUAGUGUCGUAA
Eremothecium cymbalariae DBVPG#7215 is the source of this 309-nucleotide messenger RNA. RefSeq lists its product as uncharacterized. The coding region runs from base 1 to 309 and encodes 102 amino acids. The record is from RefSeq and is a predicted model, not a curated record. The transcript has a single exon. Lineage: Eukaryota; Fungi; Ascomycota; Saccharomycetes; Saccharomycetales; Saccharomycetaceae.